Molecule: messenger RNA, 2891 nt
Organism: Conger conger (European conger)
Lineage: Eukaryota; Metazoa; Chordata; Actinopteri; Anguilliformes; Congridae
Exons: 5
Coding region: 450-1253 (267 amino acids)
Source: RefSeq, a predicted model, not a curated record
ACUGCCAGACGACUGCUCUUACUGCCUGAGCCACAUCAGCCCUACUGCCUGAGCCAUGCUAAUAAGGUCACGGAACACACCGGUGUUAUGCCACUUCCUGCUGAUGACAAGAGAGCAAAAAAAAGUUUGUUCUGUAGUUACUGGCAUAUUUCUCUCACGACACAAGGCAUAUUGCCACUCCAGACACAGUUGUUUCAGCAUUUCUCAGUGAGUAUUUUUUUUUUUCAACCUUUUCAACGUUACAUCUUAAAAUUAAGUGCAGGGAAACAUUUUGCUACGUGUACCAUCAGCACUAUCACUACCCAGUACAUAAAAAUCCCAGGACGGCAGCAGUUUCUGCGAUGCUGGUAGCACCCCCACCACAGCUAGCUCUAACAAUCACACCACAGUCAAUGUUACUGAACAACAGCAAUAUCUUUUAACUGCGAGGAGUCAGAGAAGUACGGGUUAUGAGAAGACAAGAAGACAUGACUGUGUGUCACGGCUGCGUUUUCAGUACAAGGAACUCCAUGUGGCUCAGUGUGAGUGUGCUGGUGCUUCUGCUGCAAGAAACCUCUGGGCAGAUUGUGACCCAGACCCCAAGCACGGUCGUGUCGAAGCUGAAUGGGAACGCCACUCUGUCCUGCAGGUUCUCCCACACACCGGACCAGGAGGUGAAUGGGGUCAUCCUGUACUGGUACCGCAAAAAGGACGAAAUUGCCUACCCCACCUCCCAUGCCCUACCGGAGUACCAGAACCGUGUCCAGACCAUUGAACGCAGUAAGACCGCUGAGGACAAGUCCAUGGUCCUGUUGAACGUAAGCUGGACAGACUGUCACAGGUACCACUGCCUGCUGUCAUACGAUAUCGGGAAAAAACCGGAAAGGAAGAGGGGAUCAGGAGUACUGCUCCAGCUGUACGAUUCUAUGACCUUUGGCCGUGUCCCUGAGAUGGGGAGCAGCCUGCGGUGUUCUGUGAGAGUGUCUCCGGACCCCGGCUUCCGUCUCAGCAUGUUCCAGAACGGCGAGUACGUCCACACUGCCUAUACCGUCACCCCCAGCCCCAACUACUCCACGCUGUCACUCAUCCUCCCGAUCCUCGACGGCGUGAGGUACGAGUGUCGACUCAAUCACAGCUCUGAUGUGCUCCUCAGGGAGGCCUACUACAUCCCAGAACUCCCUGAGCCAGUCUUCCUCUACGUGGCCAUUCUGCUUGUGCCUUUCAUCGUUUGUGUCAUCUUCCUGACUGUGCUCCUCAUCCAAUCCAGGCACUGAGGAGAGGCUUCCUGCAAACAUGUGUAACUGCCCAGGGGAAACCUUGUCUUUGCUUCCUCAGCAUAUUACAAAGAAAAAAGACCCAAACACAAACUACUUAACCGUGUUAAAAUAACAUGAAUCGAGUUUAGAUUAGUCGAAAAAGGGACCACACAGUUAAAAGUACUCUAUAAAGAGUUGUUGUUGUUUUUUUUUGUUUUGUUUUGUUUUUACAUUGAACUUUUUUUUUGUGUGGGCCUUUCCAACUGCCAAUUUCAGUGCAGGAUAUACAAAGAUCAUGUACAUGGUAAAUGGACUGCAUUUACUAUAUAGCGCUUUACAACUGAUGCCUCUCAUUCAGCCAUUCAUACACACACACUCACACACAAACGGAAACAGGCUACCAUAAAAGGUGCCAAACAGCCUCUUAGUGGUCAGGUGCCUUGCUCAGGGACACACCAAGAGUGGAUGAUUGGACUGUCAACCUUCCGACCGCUCAUAUCAACUAAGCUAAUAUCGCCCACAUACAAGGAAUCUGCCAGUUGCUGUCAAAGGCCAAAUGCAGGGAGAGCCAAACUGCCUGGAAACCACGGCUUGAAAACUUCUGUCAUGCAAUGUUCUUCCACCUAUCACAUCAUUUAGAAACUACAGAGCCAUGGGGGGAGGGAUGUGAAAAUGAUGUUCCACUUAAGCGUAUCGCGAAAGGCGUAUUGCGAAACCACAUAAGGUGUUGUUCCUCUCAAAGAGCUUGCUAACAUGCUUAUGCUUAUUAAGGAUGAAAAAAAAAAAAAAAACUUGUACUUGUACUUGUAUAUAUAUACAAUAUAUAUAUAUAUAUAUGAUGUAUACUUUUACAUAGAUAAAACUAUAAAUGUACAGUAAAUAUCAAUGAAAAUUAUUAUUCUUUUUUAAAUGAUCAGACUUAUAAAAAAAAAUUAUGCUUGGGGUGUUUACUUCUUUUUUUGGCAUUGUGGAUGUACUGAACGUUGAAAAAGCCUACUGAACUUGGCAUAGCAAAAAUGGAGAAAUGAGCUUUCUGAUAAACAAUGUCUGAAUGUCUGAGACUUAUUGUACCAUAGCGCUUCUGUGAUUUCAACUGUAUUGUAACUUCCCAUUUGUAUGAUUUGACAUUCUGACUCAAGUGGGAACCUACACUCAGUGAGCAAUUCAUUAGAUAGACCUGUAUACCAGCUUGUUAAUGCAAAUAUUGAAUCAGUCAAUCAUGUAGCAGAAACUAAAUGCAUAAAAACAAGAAGAUGUGGUAAAUAGGUUCAGCUGUUUUUCAGACCAAAUGUCAGAAUUAAAUGUGAUCUAAGUGACUUUGACCGUGGAAUGAUUGUUAGUUCCAGACAAGGUAGUUUCAGUAUCUCAGAGACUGCUGAUCUCCUGGGAGUCUCAAGAGUUUGCAGAAAAUGGUGUGAAAAACAAACCAAAAAAACAUAAUCUGCGGGCAAAACGGCUUGUUAAGGCUGUUGAGAGAGGUCAGAGGAGAAGGGCCAGACCGGUCAAAGCUGACAAGGUGACAGCAAUGCAAAUAAGCACACAUUACAACAGUGGUAUGCAGAAGAGCAUCUCUGAACACACAACACAUCAAACCUCUAAGUGGAUAGGCUACAGCAGCAGAAGACGUCUAAAACAUAAUAAAUACCUAAUAAAGUG